UUUUUUUUGUUGAUAACUUUGAGCUGUCAAGCAGAAAAUUGCAUUUCGCUAUAUUAUAAUUUUGUUUACCCACAUUUCCAUUUAGAACAAAAAAGAAACAAAAAUUAUGCACGAAUUUUUACUAAACAUUGAUAACAAGGAAAUCCUUAUUGAAAUUCUUCAUCUAUCCAUCGAUUAUCUCAUCGGAAACUGCGAUGACAUAUCCACCAUAAACAAAUCCUCCCACAAGUAUGGUUUCUCCGAUCCUGAUGACUUCCAUUCGGCCUUACAGACAAUCGCUUACGCCUACAAAUGCUACUGCCUCAAAGCAAUUACCGAGACUGAAUUGCUAUCCAAUUUCGCUCACAUGAAUCCCGAUUUGCAGCAGUCAAUUGUUGAAGUCUUCAAAACCCGUCAACCGGAAAUUGUUGAAUUCCUUUUGCGACAACACAAUUCUAGACAAGACAAGCUGGUUGAAUCAUUCGAUUGGGAUGUAAGAUUUGUUAUGGGUGAUAGUAGUUUGCUAACAAGACGUCGUCAAUUGACGACAGUCACAUUGAAUUGUUUGGAACCUGGCGGGGAUAAAAGUUUGGUACAUUUUCAAAUGAAUACUAAUAAAUUGGAUGAGUUGAUAAAGGUUUUAGAGAAAUGUGAAGCUUCCAUGGGGGCGUCGGUUUUAGUAGGUGCGCCAGACCAUCAAAGUAGAAAAGUAGAGUAGUAAAGUAAUAUACUAUAUUUUUAGGAAAAAGAAUAUUAUAAAAAUGACGCGCCAUAUAAAAUUGUAGGAAUUAUAAUAAUUAUUUAGAAAAGAGUGAUGUUCUUUCUUUUUGGUCGGAGAA
Messenger RNA from Episyrphus balteatus (marmalade hoverfly), 818 nucleotides. RefSeq lists its product as uncharacterized. Bases 107 to 697 code for a protein of 196 amino acids. The transcript is spliced from 2 exons. The record is from RefSeq and is a predicted model, not a curated record. Lineage: Eukaryota; Metazoa; Arthropoda; Insecta; Diptera; Syrphidae.